Molecule: messenger RNA, 2142 nt
Organism: Acomys russatus (golden spiny mouse)
Lineage: Eukaryota; Metazoa; Chordata; Mammalia; Rodentia; Muridae
Gene: Vrtn
Product: vertebrae development associated
Exons: 1
Coding region: 1-2142 (713 amino acids)
Biological process (GO): regulation of transcription by RNA polymerase II
Cellular component (GO): chromatin
Source: RefSeq, a predicted model, not a curated record
AUGACUUCGCGGGAUCAGCUGGUACAGCAGGUGCUGCGGGAUCUGCAAGAGGCAGUGGAGUCUGAGGGCCUGGAAGGUCUCAUCAGUGCCGCCCUGGAGGCCAAGCAGGUCCUAUCUUCCUUCACCCUUCCCAUCUGCCAGAAGGGUGGCCGUGGGCCCCAGGUGCUGGAGGUGGACUCUGUGGCCCUCAGCCUGUACCCAGAGGAUGCUCCUCGGAACAUGCUGCCCAUGGUGUGCAAGGGCGAGGGUAGUUUGUUGUUUGAAGCAGCCAGCAUGUUGCUAUGGGGGCACACCGGUCUCAGCCUGGAGCUGCGCGCCCGUACUGUGGUGGAGAUGCUGCUGCACAGGCGCUAUUAUCUCCAGGGGAUGAUCGACUCCAAGGUGAUGCUACAGGCCGUGCGCUACUCCCUGUGCUCUGAGGAGUCCCCCGAGAUGACCAGCCUGUCUUCUGCCACGCUGGAGGCCAUCUUUGACGCCGACGUCAAGGCUACGUGCUUCCCUAGCAGCUUCUCCAAUGUGUGGCACUUGUACGCCCUGGCCUCCAUCCUUCAGCGCAAUAUCUACUCCAUCUACCCCAUGCGCAACGUCAAGAUCCGACCCUAUUUUAACCGUGUUAUCAGGCCUCGCCGCUGCACCCACGUGACCUCCAUGCUGCACAUCAUGUGGGCUGGCCAGCCCCUCACUAGCCACCUCUUCCGUCACCAGUAUUUUGCCCCUGUGGUUGGCCUGGAGGAGGUGGAGGCUGAUGGUACCGCUAGCCUCGGUCCUGCUCUUCCAAGUGUCGGUACUCUCCUACCACCAACCAAAACCUUGGAACUGCUCAACCGGGAACCUGGCCUGAGCUACUCCCACCUCUGUGACCGCUCCAGCAUCACCAAGAGCACCUUCUACCGCUGGCGGCGGCAGACCCAGGAGCACCGGCAGAAGGUAGCCACCCGCUUCUCCGCCAAGCACUUUCUGCAGGACAGCUUCUACCGUGGAGGCCUUGUGCCGUUACAGCAGUUCCUGCAGAGAUUCCCUGAGAUCUCCCGUUCUACUUACUAUUCCUGGAAGCAUGAGCUGCUGGGUUCUGGUGCCUACUCGGCUCUGGUCCCAGCUGCUCCACUCAGGGAGGCACUAGCUAUGCCAGAGGUGGAGAGGCGGCCAGGGAAGAAGGCUGCAGGAGGGCUGGGGUGCUCCCCACUGGCAGCGUCAUCGUCAAGCCCUAGUAUAAUCUUAAUGCAGCGCGCCAAGUCGUACCUGGAGCACUGCAUCUCCCUGAACAAAGUGGUACCCUAUCGCUGCUUCAAAUGCAAGUUCCCUGGCAUCUCGAGGUCCACCUACUACAACUGGAGGCGAAAGGCCCUCAAGAGGAGCCCCAGUUUCAAGGUGGCCCCAUCCGUUGCAACCGCUGAUUCUCCCCAGCCGUUAGAUGCUGAGAAAGGGGCCCUGCUGUCUUUGAAGAGUGAGGUGGGAGAGGAGGAGACAGGGAAGGCAAUAGGUGCAGGUCUUCCUACUUCCCAGGGGCUUAUAUCCCCAAGGAUGCCCUUGUCCCGUUGGCAGAGGCGACUACGCAGGGCAGCGCGCAAGCAGGUGCUAAGUGGGCACCUGCCCUUCUGCCGCUUCCGCCUCCGGUACCCUAGCCUGUCACCCUCCACUUUUUGGGUCUGGAAAAGUCUUUCCCGGGGAUGGCCCAGGGUGCAGGGUCCGUCUUUGGGUAAAAGGAGGCAGGAGCCAGAGGAUCGGCAGAAGCCAGAUGAACGGCAGAAUAUGGAAGCUGUUGUAACGGGAACAGCUGUGAGGGUCCCUCUAGUGAAAACACUGCCAGCGGUCGCUUCUCCGGAAGAUGCCCAAGGAGGACUUUCCAGAGAAGGGGUCAUUCAAGGGGUAGCUAUGGCCCAGGGCCAGCCCCACAGUGGAUCCCUGCCAAGUCAGGCUGUGGCGGUGGCAGCUGGUGGCAGCGAUGGGCAGGUGUUGAUGAUGGACAUGCUCACCAGCACCAAGUUCAAGGCCCAAGCCAAGCUGUUCUUGCAGAAGCGCUUCCAGUCUAAGACUUUCCCCUCCUACAAGGAGUUCCAAGCUCUCUUCCCCCUCACUGCCCGCUCUACCUACUACAUGUGGAAGCGGGCACUCUACGAAGGCCUCACGCUGGUUGAUGGCUGA